AUGGCUGAUUCCUUCUCUUCUCCUACAGCUCUGUCAUCUGCAAAAAGAAAAUUUGCUGGUUCACUGAAUGAAUUCAAAUUCCGGUGCAUUGGUGAUGCAGAAACUGAUGAUGAAAUCUGCAUUGCCAGGUCUCUGCAGGAAUUUGCUGCUGUAUUGGGGAAUCUUGAAGAUGAACGGAUGCGGAUGAUUGAAAAUGCUGGAGAAGUUCUCAUUACUCCCCUUGAAAAAUUUAGAAAGGAACAGAUUGGUGCAGCAAAGGAAGUGAAAAAGAAAUAUGACAAGGAGACUGAGAAAUACUGCACUGUACUGGAAAAACACAUGAACCUGUCCUCCAAGAAGAAGGAGGUUCAUCUUCAUGAGGCUGACAGCCAGGUGGACCAAAUGAGGCAGCAUUUCUAUGAAGUGUCGCUGGAGUAUGUUUUGAAAGUCCAUGAAGUUCAAGAGCGAAAAAUGUUUGAGUUUGUGGAGCCGCUUCUUGCCUUUUUGCAAGGACUCUUCACAUUUUACCAUCAUGGCUAUGAGCUGGCCAAAGACUUCAGUGACUUCAAGACCCAGCUCACCAUCAGUAUCCAGAAUACUCGGGAUCGUUUUGAAGGAACAAGGUCUGAGGUGGAGGCUCUGAUGCAAAAAAUGAAAGAAAACCCUCAUGAACAACAAACUUUGAGUCCUUACACAAUGGAAGGUUACUUGUAUAUACAGGAGAAGAGACACUUUGGAACCUCCUGGGUCAAACAUUACUGCACCUAUCAGCGGGAUACAAGGCAAAUCACAAUGGUCCCAUUUGACCAGAAGUCUGGGGGUAAAGUGGGAGAAGAAGAGGUGGUUUUUUUGAAGUCCUGCAUACGAAGGAAAACUGAUUCUAUUGAGAAGAGGUUUUGUUUUGAUGUUGAACUUGUUGAUCGAUCGACUACAAUAACAAUGCAGGCCCUUUCGGAAGAGGACAGGCGGUUAUGGAUGGAAGCCAUGGAUGGUCGAGAACCAGUCUACAAUUCAAACAAAGACAGUCAAAGUGAAGGAUCUGCCCAGCUGGACAGUACUGGUUUCAGCAUCAUCCGGAAGUGUAUUCAAGCUGUGGAAACAAGAGGCAUUAAUGAACAGGGUCUUUACCGAAUUGUUGGCGUAAACUCCAGAGUUCAAAAACUCUUGAGUUUUCUAAUGGACCCCAAGAUUGCUACAGAGUCGGACACUGAAAUCUCUACUGACUGGGAAAUCAAGACAAUCACAAGUGCUUUGAAGACUUAUUUGAGGAUGCUUCCAGGCCCCCUCAUGACAUACCAGUUUCAAAGAAGCUUCAUCAAAGCUGCUAAACUGGAAAGCCAGGAGAGUCGAGUGAAAGAAAUCCAUUGUCUGAUCCACCGGUUGCCAGUGAAGAAUCGACAAAUGUUAAACAUGUUAAUGAAGCACUUGGCAAAUGUUGCUGCUAACCAUAAGCAAAACUUGAUGACUGUUGCCAACUUGGGUGUCAUUUUUGGGCCUACUUUACUACGCCCCCAAGAAGAGACUGUAGCAGCUAUCAUGGAUAUCAAAUUCCAAAACAUUGUGGUGGAAAUAAUUAUUGAAAAUCAUGAAAAGAUGUUUUCCACAGUGCCAGAGAUGCCACAGACAAACUCUCAGUUGCAUUUGUCUCGUAAAAGGAGCACUGACUCAAAGCCGCCUUCCUGCAGUGAGAGACCCCUAACGCUUUUCCACACAGCACAUUCUACAGAGAAAGAAGAGAAGAGGAACAGUGUAAAUUCAAGUGCCGAGUCGGUCAGUUCAUCUAAUGCAAAUAGCUCUGUGAGCUCCAGCUGUGUUCAACGCUCCAACAUGAAUAAUCUCAACUCCAGUGAUCCUGACCUGGAAGUAAUUAAAGUGAGCCGGCCAAAUUCCCUAUCAAACUCAAAAAAUAUAUCAGGCCUUUUGUCAAGUUCACUGAAUCCAAGCCCAACAUCACCACUUACAUGCCCUAUGUUCUCUGCCCCAUCAAGUCCAAUGCCAACAUCGUCAACUUCUAAUGAUUCAUCUCCAAUCAGUUUGCCAAGGCGAGCAAAGGCUUUAUAUGCAUGUAAAGCUGAACAUGACUCUGAGCUUUCAUUUACAGCUGGCACAGUGUUUGAAAAUGUUCAUCCAUCGCAGGAGCCAGGCUGGUUAGAAGGAAUGCUCAAUGGGAAGACUGGACUUAUCCCUGAGAAUUAUGUGGAAUUCCUAUAGCUUUAUGUUCUGCCAGCAAUCCUACGCUUUACAUGGUAUCCAUGACAACAGCUGAUGGCAUUGAAGAUUAUCUCCCUAUGCCUCCAUGAAUUACAGGGUGAAGGACUUUUCACUACCUGUUGCAGUGAAAAUGUAUAGCUCUGUACAUGAUUUAUGGUGUUAAAAUUUAGACAGAAGUGUGACCAUUUAUUUUUUAUUUUUGCAAGGGACCAUUUUAUGUUUACUGUUAUUGUAGUAUUUUAAUUCACUGUACCUUGUAACCACUAAAAGUCAAUAAUGUGUGUACUCUGCCAUUGUGGACUAAACCGAGGAUUAUAUUGCAGGCUGUUUGGGCAACUUUAUUAGACAUUUCUUGUUUCAUAUAUGCAAAAUCAACCACAACUUGAGUGCAGAUUUUAAUGAUUCCUUACUUAAAUGAAUUUUAAAGCAAUGCUGUACUUUUUAUUUUUUUUAUGUACAUAUUGAUGAGCUAGAUAUAACAUUGGCACUUUUUUAUUAAUUUCUUAAAAUUAUAUAGUAAUACCUUCUUCUGUUAUUAGCAGUCAAGGGAAACGGUCAAGUCCAAUCAAAAAUCAUCAGCUGUGACACAUGAAGUACUGCCGUUUUUAGAUAGUCUCAGGAAUAGCCAAUUGUGAGAUAAAAGAAAAAAAAAUCACAUGGGUAAGAAAAUGCAGAUUUAAGUGGCUAGGGGUUGUGUGACAUAGUGGACUGCAAUCCUACACACAGCCACUGGACAAGAGUGGUGAUGCAUCUGGAACAAAGCAGCCAUAUUUUCCUCAUCUCCUACAACUUCUUAGGUUCUUGUAUUGCAUAUACAGAACCACAUUUGUUCUAUGUGGCGCAGCAAAUUGGAACAUCGUUUUUAAUUUUACAUUUAAAAUUUAUUCAGUUAGAUCACACCUACUUAGGCCUUGACCUUAUGCACACGACCAUAUCUGUUCUGCAGUCCGCAAACUGCAGAUUCACAAAUGCGAUGCCAUCUGUGGACCGUAUUUUUCAUACCAGAAUAGGAUAUUUUUUAUAAUUUGUGGAACAGACCUACAGAUGUGGAGAGCACAGAGGUGACCCUUCCGGAUGUCUGUUCCACAAAUGAUAUAAUAUGUCCUAUUCUGGCCCGCAAAAUGUGGUUCACUGACCCAUUGAAGUCAAUGGGUCUACAAAAAAAUACGGAUGGCAUACAGUUGGUGUCUGUAUUUUGUAGAUCUGUGGUUUGUGGACCGCAAAACAGAUACGGUUGUGUGCAUGUAGCCUUAAUUAAAAAAUGCUUCUGUGUCCUUAUAGGGCCCCCGUGGGUUGAUUCUUUUUCAGAACAUUACCCUAAUAUGUUCAGUGGUCGCACAUGCUCAGUAGCACAGCCUACCACCCACAGACUGAUUCUUGCAGGCUAGCUAAUUAGAAUCAGUGCGCUAUACACAUCUUCUGCAUCCAGCACUGAACACAUAGGGUGUCAUAAGAACACUUGGGCACCAUUACAAGUAUAAAUAUUCAAAUUAAUAUUUAAUAAUUGGACUGCAGAUGAUUGACAAUUUUGUUUCCUAUACACAACAGGAAAGAAAAAUGUAAGACAUCAUGCAGAGGCAGGGGCAGCGUGCUACAUCAGACUCCUCUCUCUCACAUUGCUGCCAUGCAUUGUAGUACUAUAAGUACUGAAUGCCAUCACAAGAGUGACAGACCACUGAAAUUAGAAGAUUAGUGUAAUGUAAAUCCUAACCUGAUAAUCUUCAGAUCCCAUGAAUAGCACUUUUCUUCCAGUCUGAUAUAGCAAGUGAAGAACAAUCUGUGGUUCCCCGCCUUCUGUAAAUUUGGGCCCUCCUACAACUUGAGGCCACUUUCAUUUUUUUUUCCAAGGCCACUUCAAGUUCCCAGUCCUCCCCUGGUGAUUGAUUGUUUUUUUUCAAAAAGCGUAUACAUCCUUAUGCAAUCUAAAGUAUGCAAUCACAAAGUAACGAAGAAAAGAAAGGGUACCAUUAGAAGUAGAGCCUUAGGAAGAGGAGAACAACUCUACAUAACGUAUGAGCUUAUGUUGCAAUACAAAGUCAAUAGAAAGCGUAGACCAUGUGGUGGCGAGGGGUCAUGAUAGGCCAUUUUAAAGCACUUCAUAUUGGACAAAAAGGCAGGCAACACUGUCAUUUUAUCAGUGUGUCCAUUCCAAAAUAUGAUUUGGAAGCUGGAUGCUUAGGCACAGAAACAAGAUCCAUCCAGAAUUUUAGUAAAGCGCUAGUGUUGCCACAGAACAAUACACAUGUGCUGCUGACUAGUCUACCAUUUAACCUUUACAGGUAACUGUGGAUGAAUAACCGCAAGACAUACUGUCUUUUUUUUAAAGGUGUCUGCUUUUUGCUAAUGAUGAUCUAUCCUCAGGAUAGCUCAUUAAUAUCUGAUUGGUGGGGGUCUAACACCCAGCACCCCCACGGAUCAGCUGUUUGAAGAUGGGACAGCUCAGUCUGUUCAAGUUAAUAGAAUGGAGCCAUCACAUAUAAGUGAAUGGGGACGGCAUUAUUGCUGCAGUGAGCAGGUAAACGGAGAAGAAAAGGCAGCUCUUGUACAAGCACUGCCUUCUCUUCAAACAGCUGAUUUGCGAGGGUGUCGGAAGUCAAACCCGUGCUCAUCUGGUAUUGAUGACCUAUCCUGAGGAUAGGUCAUCAAUAGUAAAAAGCAGACAACCCCUUUAGCUAGUCACAGUCAAGUGAGAUAUAUUUUAAAUAAGGGGUGAUGCACACACGCUUAGUUGUUAGGAGGCAGGCAGAGAAUGUAUAAUGACAAUAUAAUUAUAUUCUGGCUGUUAAUUAAUAAAAGAUUAGGUAAAGUGUCAUUCCAUCAACCUAGUAAAAAUAUGAGCCUUAGGCCUCAUGCACACGACCGUUGCGUUCCGUUCUGCAAAAUGGGGUUCCGUGAUCCAUUUCCGUGUGUCUUCCUUUAUUUUUGGAGGACCACCAGACAUAAAAGAAAUAAAAAAAAAGUCUAAGUCAGGUUUGCCAUGCAAAUGAUAAGAAAAAAAUGGACGCACGGACGCGGAUGACAAUAUUGUGUGCCUCUGCGUUUUUUUGCGGUCCCAUUGAUUGAAUAGGGGCUGCAAACCGUGUUCCGCGAAAAUAAUAAGACAGGUUAUUUUUUUUGACUGACUGGAACCACGGACGCGGGUGACAAACAGUGCAUUAGCAGAGUUUUCAACGGACCCAUUGAAAGUCAAUGGGUCCGCAGAAAAUCACAAAAAAAGGAACAACGGACACGGAAUAAAACAACGGUUGUGUGCAUGAGGCCUUAGUCUGUAACAGAGGUGACAUGCAGAUCAUUAUAGUUUGUAAGAUGAUUGUAGUUUAAACAUUAAAGGCAGUGUGAUUAUGCCACUAAAUGUCCGCUAACAAUGAAAUCGCUUUUAGCCGCAGUCAGUUUGAGAAUAGAGCUAAUCUGCAUGUCAUGGCUGUUUCAGCUGCAGUGUAGCUGCCAUCCAUGAGCCCAGCCUAAAGUGUGAGUAUUUUUACUUCUGCACUCAAGAUUGUUCAAGCUCUUCAUUGCACUGUUGGUGCCCUGCAGAUGUAGCUAUGUGCUCUUUCUCUUUUAUUGUCUGUUACUCCUUUUUGUAUCUUUUACGUUUUGAGUACUUGAGUUUAUAAAUUGCUGUAUAUUUUAUUUUGCAAAUAUAACAUUGUAAAUAGAAAUUUAUGUCAAGUGCUGUGAGGUAAAGUUCUAUAUUUGAUAAUACUUGUGCACUAAUUAAGCUCACUGGGAUGAUGUCCACUUUUCUAGAUGUUUUUAUGACCAGAGUUGCUGCAAGGAUCAAAGAAAUAAGUUGGAGCCAUGCUUACUGAUGACAUAGAACUCUGUGAUGCCGCCUCAUUUUAUAAAUUAUUUUUUUGUACCUUAAGUCAAUUUCACUGGAUU
Messenger RNA from Bufo gargarizans (Asiatic toad), 6072 nucleotides. It is a transcript of the gene ARHGAP26, whose product is annotated as Rho GTPase activating protein 26. The coding region runs from base 1 to 2190 and encodes 729 amino acids. NCBI's taxonomy places the organism in Eukaryota, Metazoa, Chordata, Amphibia, Anura, Bufonidae. Gene Ontology annotation, cellular component: cytoplasm. Gene Ontology annotation, molecular function: GTPase activator activity; protein binding. Gene Ontology annotation, biological process: signal transduction. The transcript is spliced from 23 exons. The record is from RefSeq and is a predicted model, not a curated record.